Molecule: messenger RNA, 681 nt
Organism: Seminavis robusta
Lineage: Eukaryota; Bacillariophyta; Bacillariophyceae; Naviculales; Naviculaceae
Source: the annotation of a GenBank genome assembly
AUGUCGACGGAGAUUCAGGAAGCGAAGGAAGCGACGGCACUGGACGUGGAUCCUCCUUCUGUAGAGGCCCCUGCUCCUGUGGCUGUUCCGCCAGAGCCAGCAGCAACGGCUCCAGCGGAUCCUACAUCUUUGAACGGCUGUUGGAUUUUGGACAAGUCCAAAGGCGAAUGGUCGAUGCGUGGUUACUUGGAAGCCAUGGGUGUGAACGAAUUCUGCAUUCAAAUGCACGAACGGGGAGAACAAAAGUUUGACAUCUUUCACACUAUUCAGUUCACCACCAACAGCAACAACAAGCGCGUCAAAAUCAUCAAACGAGGACGCGCCGAUGUGGUCGUAAAUCUGCCUUUGGGAGAGGAAGUGGAGGAUUAUUUGCCACCGGACUUCCGUCUCUUGACAUCACUCGCCACUUCCGACGACAAUACGCGUCAGUAUUUGAAGAUUGAGAGCUCUUGUUGGACGGUGAAUGGACUUAUCAAAGUCACGGAAAACUUUGAGUUUCAACCACAAGCGCAACCAGAAGGAGCUAGCAAUGCGGCGGAUGGUACUGGUAGUAGUAGCAGCAGCGGUGGUGUCAUGAUGGUACAGACAAUCACCUCUGUCCAUGAACGAACUGGAAAUACAAAUACCACGACACGAUACUUCAUUCCCUACCAUGGGACUCCACCUCAUCAAGUCAUGUGA